Suillus bovinus is the source of this 2049-nucleotide messenger RNA. RefSeq names its product ammonium transporter AmtB-like domain-containing protein. Bases 204 to 1652 code for a protein of 482 amino acids. The transcript is spliced from 8 exons. Gene Ontology annotation, biological process: ammonium transmembrane transport. Gene Ontology annotation, cellular component: plasma membrane. NCBI's taxonomy places the organism in Eukaryota, Fungi, Basidiomycota, Agaricomycetes, Boletales, Suillaceae. The record is from RefSeq and is a predicted model, not a curated record. Gene Ontology annotation, molecular function: ammonium channel activity.
CUAAACCAGCUAUUGGAUGAUAAACUACUCUCGUUAUCUCUUGCCAGAUAGUGGAAGAAUGAAUUCACCUGCCCGACUUCCCAUAAAUAUCCCUAUAUACAUUCACAGGGCACGCGCCCAUUUCCUCCUUUUCCAAAGACGCCUGUCUUCUAUUUGCAGGAGCUCCAAUUCGCUACCGCCCACACCUCAUCGUCAACGCCAAAAUGGUGAACGUCACUUACGACUCUUCUGGCGACCUGUAUUCGUCUACUGGGUCCAUAUUUAAUAUGGGUGAUAUUGCCUGGACAUUAGCCUCAACCGCCCUAGUAUGGAUCAUGAUACCUGGGGUCGGCUUCUUCUACUCCGGUUUGCUCAGGAGGAAGAAUGCUCUUAAUAUGAUUUAUCUUAGUAUGAUGACCGUUGGUAUGGUCUCCUUCCAGUGGUUCUUCUGGGGCUAUUCUCUAGCCUUCAGCGAGACCGCCAGUCCCUACAUUGGCAACCUCAAAUACUUUGCCUUGCAAAACGUGCUAGACCAGCCUUCUAUCGGUAGUGCCAGAAUACCAGCCCUCGCAUUUUGCGUUUUCCAGCUUAUGUUCGCUGCUAUCACUCCUAUGAUCGCCCUUGGUGCUGUUGCAGAACGUAGCCGCCUCGGUCCUCUCCUGGUAUUCGUUUUCGUUUGGUCUACACUCGUUUAUGAUCCUAUCGCCUGUUGGACAUGGAACUCUCAAGGCUGGUCGUACGUCCUUGGUGGCCUUGACUUCGCUGGAGGUACCCCCGUCCACAUCUCCUCUGGUACUGCUGCGCUUGCCAUCUCACUCUACCUUGGCAAACGUCGGGGUUUUGGCACCGAGCGCCUCGCCUACAAGCCUCAUAACACGACUUACGUCAUUUUGGGCACAGUAUUUCUAUGGUUCGGCUGGUUCGGCUUCAACGGUGGUUCUGCCCUCUCUGCCAACUUGCGUGCAAUUCAGGCCUGCAUUGUUACCAACCUUGCUGCGAGCGUUGGCGGUUUGACUUGGAUGCUCUGGGAUUAUCGUCUUGAACGCAAGUGGUCCGUCGUCGGUUUCUGUUCUGGGGCUAUCGCCGGUCUCGUAGCCAUCACUCCUGGUUCGGGCUACGUGGGUUCUCCGGCUGCUGUUUUGUUCGGCUUCAUGGCUGGCACCGUCUGUAACUUCGCCACUCAGCUCAAGUUUAUUUUCAAGUACGAUGAUACGCUUGACAUCUUCGCAUCGCAUGCUAUUGGCGGUAUUGUUGGCAACGUUCUUACUGGUCUCUUCGCUCAAGCAAGUGUUGCUGGUGCUGAUGGCAUCACCAUGAUUCCUGGAGGCUGGCUUGACCACAACUACCGUCAACUCGGCAUUCAACUCGCGGAUUCUGUUUCUGGGCUUUCUUACUCUUUCGUCAUGACUACCAUCAUUUUGUGGAUCAUGCACUUUAUUCCCGGUCUCCGGAUCCGUUGCGACGAGGAGACUGAGAUCCUCGGUGUCGACGAUGCGGAAAUGGGCGAAUUCGCAUACGACUACGUUGCUAUCGAAAGUGAGCUCAUGCCUCGUAGCGAGUACAACGUAGGUGCGUCUGGCGGCAGCCGCGAGCCGCAGCACACCGCCGCAACGACAUCGCAAAUAAGCGAUGAGAAACAUAUUGGGGAGGAGGAUGUAAGUCGUGUACAGUAAGGUUGUGCUUAGGCUGCAUCGUGGGAUUGGGGUCGCGGGGAUCGCACGACUGCAAGAAAAUCUGCCGCUCAUUACGUUAUAAUUUGGUUCCUUGAUUCUAUCAGCUUAGCUUAUUCACCGCAUUUUUGCAUGUUCUGUGCUUUUAACAGUAGCGUGCGUUAUUAAGAUAUCUGGACUCUUUUUUUUUUUUUUUUCAAAAGACCGAGUCACUUCUUGAUGGACUGACUCGAUUGGAGACAUGCUCAAAUUUGUACGGUGACAUAUUAUCUAACUCGAUUACUCGUGGUAUAUUGGUGUUAUAACUCAGCAAAGCCAGAAACGUGGAAGUGCAAUCAAUUCGCAAUGAACAUGAGCAGUGUGCUGUGGAUCUGAAUCUCCCCGUCACCGGGAUAUUCCG